AGGUGUACUUGUUUUAACUACGAGUCAGUGAACAUGUACAAUAGCUCUCCCAGAAGCUGGUGACUCCGGCGCCUGCGAUGUCAACUGACACCUAAGGGCGGUGAACGAUCCUUUAUGCCGGCUAGACCUAUAUAAAGCUCCCAAAUCUUUCCAACGACAUCAUUCGCUCUGGUGUCAUCCCGGAGCACAGUGAGGUCCUGCAUCGGGACUUGGAACACUUGGAUACACGUACAGCUUCUACGCAAGGAUGUCUAUGGUUAGACGAUCUAGUAUGGACAGGAUGUCCUCCAGCAUGACGUCCAGCAUGACUGGUAUGGGUUUGGGUGGAAUAACUGGCCUGACGUCGGGUAUGAGCACGCUGAGCUGCAUGAGGGAGCAGCAGAUGACGAUCGGUGGAAUGCCUUCGAACUAUGUUCCUGGGCUGUCUGCCUACUACAAUAUCUCCAGCUUCUGCCAGCGCCCUGGGCAAACUCGUCGUUGGCCGAUGCAGCGUGCUGGACCUACAGCGCAGCAUCGUCCAGGCCGUUCUCACAGCACGGGCUCGCUUCAUCGCAUGAAAUACUCGAUGAGGAACAGCCCUAACACGCAAUACACUCACAACUUGAUUUGCAAGAUGGCAGAUCAAAAUGAGCGCCGUCGCCGCCAGGACACCAUGGAGAUGAUACCUCAAAGUUAUUAUUCGCAGCAGCCGCUGAAGGUGGAGCUCACCGAGUUCUACUCACGAGACAAUUCCAAAGACCACCACACUGAACAAUAUGAUUUGGUAAACGAUAACAUCCUACCGAACCCAGUGCUCAGGAGGGGGCAGAACUUCUUCUUUGCUGUGCGUUUCGACAGGACUUACGACAAACAGCAGGAUAUGAUUCGAAUUGUAUUCUGCUUUGGCCCUAAGCCCAGCGUUACAAAAGGAACACGCGUUGUUCUGCCUGUGAACUGGAGCAACCAGCAAGGCGUCUUCCAACAUUCUCGUGACAUGAUGGGAAUGGGCAUGGGAAUGGGAAUGGGCAUGUCUCGCAUGCAGGACACUAGUACCAGUAUGGCGCCUAUGGGGUCUAUGAGCACUAUGGGCACUAUGGGAACUAUGGGCACUAUGGGUACCAUGGGAACAAUGGGUACUAUGGGAACCAUGGGUACAAUGGGCUCGAUGGGACCGAUGAGUGGUAUGAGGGAGACUACCACUUAUGGAGUUCGCCGCAGUUCGUUCAGCAACGAGCCGUUGCCUUUGCAGCAUAGCCCUCUAAGUCCUCAUGGACCUAUGGAUCGUCCGAUGAUGGAUCGUUAUGCUGGCACAGGGCAACAUUCGACAUUUGGUCGUGGAUAUGGUUCACGCCACGGCUCCAUGCAGAACUUGGCGUCCAUUGCUCAUGACAUGGACAGAUGGGACAUUAGCAUUCAGCGCCAAGAUGGUAACACAAUUACAUUCCAAGUACAUGUACCGGCCACGGCUCCUGUUGGCGUCUGGAACUGUUGGGUACAAACCAAUCGCUUUGGCCAGCGCGACAACCGCCACGACUACAAAUGCGACGAAGAUAUUUACAUGCUAUUCAAUCCGUGGUGUCGCGAGGAUCCCGUCUUCAUGGAUAAUGAAUCAUCUAGGAAGGAAUACGUGCUCAACGAACAAGGGAAGAUCUGGUGUGGCACUUGGCGUCAGCCAAAGGGUCGCAAAUGGAUUUACGGGCAAUUUGAUGACGUUGUGUUGCCGGCUUGCAUGUACUUGUUGGAGCGCAGUGGCCUCGAGCAUUCAGAACGCGGUAACCCGAUACGUGUUUGCAGGGCUAUUUCGUCAAUGAUCAACGCUAAUCACGAUGAUGACGGACUGAUGGUUGGCCGUUACGACGGCGAGUACAAAGAUGGCGUCGCUCCGCACGCCUGGACUGGCUCCGUGGCUAUCAUGGAACGGUACCUCACCGACGGAGGAAGGCCGGUCGAAUACGGCCAAUGCUGGGUAUACUCUGGACUUGUUGUCACGAUUUGCCGUGCACUUGGUAUUCCUUGCCGUUCAGUCACGAACUACGUGUCAGCCCAUGACACCAACAGAACAUUCACCGUGGAUAAAUAUUUCGAUCGCGAUGGCAACGAGGUACCAAAUGGACCUGAUGAAGAUUGUUAUGAUUCUUGCUGGAACUUCCAUGUAUGGAAUGACGUAUGGAUGCAGCGACCUGAUUUGCCUCAAGGCUAUAGCGGCUGGCAGAUCAUCGAUUCCACACCGCAGGAGGAAGCUGAGGCUGUUUACCACUGUGGCCCAGCUAGCGUUGAGGCGGUUCGCCGAGGCGAAGUUGGCUUCCAAUACGAUACACCUUUCAUGUUCUGUCAGCUCAAUGCAGAACUCUGCCACUUCCAGGAAGAGGAAAAUUCUGAAUGGGGUUUCAUUAGGAUGGCUUCGAACCAGUAUCAAGUUGGCCGCAAGAUUCUUACUAAGAACCCUAACCGUGACGACGAUGAAGGCGACAGCGACAUGUUGGAGAUCACGCACGAGUACAAGACGGUUGACAGCUCGUCUCCCGAACGUCUGGCUGUUAUUGCCUCAUGUCGUGGUUACCAGCGCCUGCAGCAAUACUACGAAUAUCCUGAUCGUAAUUUCGAAGACGUUUACUUCGACCUUAUGGACAUUGAUCUUGUGCCUUAUGGACAGCCGUUUGAUUGCACUAUGAACAUUCAGAACAAGUCGCACGAAGACCGCACCAUCUGGUGUGUUCUGACGGCCUCAUCAUGCUACUACACUGGCGCCAUUGCUUCACGACUACGCCGAGCUCAGGGAGAGUUCAUCGUGCGCGCUGGACAGCGUGAAGUGCUGAAGUUGCAUGUGACGCCUCAGGAAUACAUGGACAAGCUAGUGGACCACUCCAUGGUGAAGGUGCACGCCAUGGCAUACGUCAAGCAAACACGCCAAGCCUGGUCGGACGAAGAUGACUUCCCGCUACACAAGCCAAGGAUGCAAGUCCAGGUGAGGAGCCAGCCAUGCAUAGGACAAGAAUGCGCCGUGACAUUCAGCUUCCAGAACCCACUGAAUGUUCACCUGACCGAUUGCUACUUCACCUUCGAGGGACCUGGUGUUCAGAGGCCAAGACAGAUCCGAUUCCGCGACGUGAAGCCGGGUGAGUUCGUGAACUACCAGGACAAGUUCGUGCCGCGGCGACAUGGCGAGCGCCGCAUCGUGGUGACGUUCUCGUCGCGCCAGUUGGACGAGAUCUUCGGCUGCACCACGGUGAACGUGCGCGGCUAGCUAGCCCCCGGGCCCCGCGCACCCUCGCCGCGCACCUCGCCGGGGCCUGCCUCUCCUCCCGCGCUGCAGAUGGACCGAUCCUACGUUUCCUACGUAGCGCCAGAACAGCAUUUGUAUGUUCAAGAAGAAGAGGUCGUCAUCAUAAAGACCACCUCUUAAGCGUCCAUUCAUUGCCAUGCUUACAUGGCAUUUAUAGUUAUUUCUUAUUUAUGACAAAACUAUUUUUGUGAGUUUUUUUAUUGAAUGUACGAAUGUUGCAACUAGAACACUUUUUACACUAACGAUCAACUCGAUUAUAACGAUGACCUGGCAAGUUUUAAAGGAUUUUAUUAAUUUAAGUAUCAUGUACUGAUGUAUAACGUUUGUAUCACCAGCACAUUCAAAUAAAAAAUACAAAAAAAAAUAUCAAUUUUACAAUCAUUCACGUUUUUCACUGUGUGAUAUUAAAUAUUAUUUGAAUAAUGUAUUUUGUAAUUUUAAGGAAACCGAUGCUUCAUGUGCCAUUGUUCGAAUAUGUUUGAAUGCUCUGUACGAAGAGUGUAGUAGGUAUUAAGAAAUCAUACGACAUUAAGUUUAACUUUUAUAUAUUUGCCUAUUGCAUAUUUUUAAGUUUUUGUAACUAUUGUAAUCAUUAUAUAACAAAAACUUUACGAAAUACUUACACUUAAUUAUAAUAAUUUGCACUGUGUUUGUGUGUUUUUGGGAUCUCAAAAAUAAAGAGCAUUCACUGCA
Molecule: messenger RNA, 3955 nt
Organism: Helicoverpa armigera (cotton bollworm)
Lineage: Eukaryota; Metazoa; Arthropoda; Insecta; Lepidoptera; Noctuidae
Product: hemocyte protein-glutamine gamma-glutamyltransferase
Exons: 9
Coding region: 248-3223 (991 amino acids)
Biological process (GO): peptide cross-linking
Molecular function (GO): protein-glutamine gamma-glutamyltransferase activity
Source: RefSeq, a predicted model, not a curated record